Molecule: messenger RNA, 1995 nt
Organism: Astrephomene gubernaculifera
Lineage: Eukaryota; Viridiplantae; Chlorophyta; Chlorophyceae; Chlamydomonadales; Astrephomenaceae
Source: the annotation of a GenBank genome assembly
GUUUGUCCUCCUUAUACUCUGCUGUUGCUCAAAGCAUAAGUCAAUAGCUCGUUGCACAUCACCGGUUGUGCUCUCACCGGUAGUCACGCGCUAGGAAGUGGCCGCGGGAGGUCUCGGAAACAUCUUUGUUGCUGGUGAUAAUAGGCAAAAAUGCGGCCCCAGCUUCUCCGCUUCCUUCAGCGCGCCCCCGCAGGCCUAAGCCAGGAGGGCAUGCAAGCCCUGCGCGCUGGCCUGACCUCGGCUGAGGCUUCCGGCCUGCUGCAGUCGACCUCCAGCAACCGCAAUGAGGUGCCGCUGCCCAAGGGCCUGGGCUUCUCCAAGAUGGCGAUGCCUCUCAGCCUCCAGGGCCACCUCAUGAGCACCCUGGCCAGUGCCAACGGCGAGGACAAGAAGGAGUCCGCCACUGCCUCCCUCGCGCGCGAGGUGCCCAAGGUGCCCACCGCCCUCGCGGCCCUGCCGCCCCGCUCUGCUCGUUCCAUGGCCACCGCUGCCCACGGCCACGAGAUGUCCGCCAAGGAGACCUACAUGGAGCACACCGCCAAGCGCCACCCCUUCCACGUGCUGCCCCCCAGCCCGUGGCCUCUGCUGGCCGGCUGGGGCACCCUGGUGCUCGGCCUAGGCGCGGCCUCUUACUCUCACGGCCUGCCCGGCGGCGGCUGGGUGCUGGCCUGCGCCCUGGGCAACCUGACCUGGACUGCCACGACCUGGUGGCGCGACUGCGUGAUUGAGGGCGACAUGGGCAUGCACUCCGAGCUCGUGCGCAAGAACAUGCUGAAGGGCAUGUGGGUCUUCAUUGCCAACGAGGCCGUGCUCUUCACCAGCUUCCUGUGGGCCUGCAUCGACCUCGGCAUGUCCCCCAACACGGACCUGCAGUGCCAGUGGCCCCCGGUCGGCAUUGAGCCCAUUGGCUGGGACAAGCGUGCCCUGGUCAUGUCGGCUGUGCUGGCUGCCUCAUACUACAGCGCCAACGUUGCCAUGGUCGCCAAGGAGCCCAAGACCGUGAUCACCGCUCUGGCUACCACCGUUGGCCUGGGCGCGAUGUUCUUGUUCGACCAGUACCUGGAGUACAACGAGACUCCCUUCACUAUCUCCGACUCUCCCUACGGCUCGACCUUCUUCGUGACCACCGGCUUCCACGGCCUGCACGUGCUCAUCGGCUCCAUCUACCUGGCCGCCACCCUGGGCAUGUACAUGCGGACGCACACCAAGGGUGCCGCCCUGACCAGCUCCAUUCUGUACUGGCACUUCGUCGACAUCGUGUGGAUUGCCGUGUACGGCAUCAUCUACGUUGGCCAGUUCUAAGCGGCCAAUACGGAGAGCAGCGCCAGGUGGAGGCUAAUCCAGACGCGUCGGGUGCUGCGGGGGUUUUCAACUGUCGGUUUGUCUUUGUACGACCGAGCAGCCUCUGCUGCCCGUGAUCUUCCUCUUUUUCCAUGUAUUCUGCGUGAUCCCACAUGAUUUUUAGGUUAUGUGCGCUGGUUUACUGCAGCUUCCGGACCGAGGGAGUAGGGUUGCCCCACUGGCUAGCCCCAAACCGAGUACGCUGGCUUCUCGCGUUGUCUCCUCUGCCGUUUCGGCAGGAGGCUUCGUCUACAGGGCUGCAGCUUUGUUGGCUUUAGCGAACGCGUGCGUGCGAGCCAGGUGCAUUGGGUGGUGGCGGGCGCUGAGGGUGCGGCCGGGUGUGCUGCAACUGCGCAUCCAGGCUUGGCGCCAUGGCUUGACAACUUGAGUUUGUGAGAACCGCAGCGGGUUCUGUUAUUUAUGUGUGAUAGGCUUAUUUAGGUUAGACAUAUUUCCUCCUCCCAAGUGAGCUGGUAUGUGAUCAGAAGAGCGACAUUACAUGGUUUUCUGCAGCAUCCAGCGGAGAGGAUGUACACUUUCGUGAUGUGUGGCGGUUCGAACUGGGUGGACGACGACAGGGAUAGGGGCCAUGCUGCGGAGUGAACUGAUGCAAUGGUGGUGUUCCAUGUUGUACAUGUAAUAUUGAGCUACAAA